UGCACCCGAGGGGAAAUGAGCUCGGCCGACAAGGCCCGGGUGGGGCCCGCGGCCGACGGGCCCGCGCCGCCCGAGGAGGACGAGGGCGAGGGGGGCGGCGAGGCGGGCGGGAAGGGGCCGGCGGCAGAGGCGGCCCCCGGGCCCAGCGCGGCGUUCCGCUUCCUGGUGACUCGGCGGGAGCCGGCCGUGAGGCUGCAGUACGCAGUGAGCGGCUUGGAGCCGCUGGCCUGGUCGGAGGACCACCGCGUGUCGGUGUCCACGGCCCGCAGCAUCGCUGUGCUGGAGCUCAUCUGCGACGUGCACAACCCGGGCCAGGACCUGGUCAUCCACCGCACGUCGGUGCCCGCCCCUCUCAACAGCUGCCUCCUCAAAGUUGGCUCAAAAGCAGAAGUUGCUGAGUGUAAGGAGAAAUUUGCCACCUCGAAAGACCCCACAGUCAGUCAGACUUUCAUGUUGGACAGGGUGUUCAACCCUGAGGGGAAGGCGUUGCCACCAAUGAGAGGAUUCAAAUAUACUAGUUGGUCCCCCAUGGGUUGCGAUGCAAAUGGCAGGUGCCUCUUGGCAGCACUGACCAUGGAUAAUCGCCUGACCAUCCAGGCUAACCUCAAUAGACUACAGUGGGUCCAGUUGGUUGAUCUGACUGAGAUUUAUGGAGAACGUCUUUAUGAGACCAGCUAUAGGCUCUCUAAAAAUGAGGCUCCAGAGGGGAAUCUUGGGGACUUCGCGGAGUUUCAGAGGAGACAUAGCAUGCAGACACCGGUCAGAAUGGAGUGGUCGGGCAUCUGUACCACUCAGCAGGUCAAGCAUAACAACGAGUGCCGGGAUGUAGGCAGUGUGCUCCUGGCAGUCCUCUUUGAAAAUGGUAACAUUGCUGUGUGGCAGUUUCAGCUGCCAUUUGUAGGAAAGGAAUCCAUCUCUUCUUGCAACACUAUUGAGUCAGGAAUCAACUCUCCUAGUGUUUUGUUUUGGUGGGAAUAUGAGCACAAUAAUCGGAAAAUGAGUGGCCUUAUUGUGGGGAGUGCUUUUGGACCUGUAAAAAUUCUUCCUGUCAAUCUCAAAGCAGUUAAAGGCUAUUUCACUUUAAGGCAGCCUGUUGUCUUGUGGAAAGAAAUGGACCAGUUGCCAGUGCACAGCAUUAAAUGUGUUCCACUUUAUCACCCUUACCAAAAGUGUAGUUGUAGCUUAGUGGUGGCUGCAAGAGGAUCCUAUGUGUUUUGGUGUCUUCUUCUGAUCUCCAAAGCAGGUCUCAAUGUCCACAAUUCCCAUGUCACAGGCCUUCACUCCCUGCCGAUUGUCUCCAUGACUGCAGACAAGCAGAAUGGAACAGUAUAUACUUGUUCUAGUGAUGGUAAGGUGAGGCAGCUGAUUCCAAUUUUCACCGAUGUUGCAUUAAAGUUUGAACACCAGUUAAUUAAACUCUCAGAUGUGUUUGGCUCAGUGAGGACACACGGGAUAGCAGUGAGCCCCUGUGGUGCGUAUCUGGCCGUCAUUACAACUGAGGGCAUGGUCAACGGCCUCCAUCCUGUGAACAAAAACCACCAGGUCCAGUUUGUUACUCUCAAAACCUUUGAAGAGGCAGCUGCUCAGCUCCUGGAAUCUUCAGUUCAGAAUCUCUUCAAGCAAGUAGAUUUAAUAGAUCUUGUACGCUGGAAGAUUUUAAAAGAUAAACAUAUCCCUCAAUUUUUACAAGAAGCUUUGGAAAAAAAGAUUGAAAGCAGUGGAGCCACCUAUUUUUGGCGUUUCAAACUUUUCCUCCUGAGGAUUUUGUAUCAGUCAAUGCAGAAAACCCCUUCAGAAGCAUUAUGGAAACCCACCCACGAGGACUCCAAAAUCUUAUUAGUUGACUCCCCUGGGAUGGGCAAUGCUGAGGAAGAACAGCAAGAGGAAGGCCCUUCUUCCAAACAGGCGAGUCGGCAAGGCCUUCAGGAGAGGAGCAGAGAAGGUGAUCCAGAGGACCCCACCGAGGAUUCGCUGACCCAGUCUGGAGAUGCAGGGGGCCGUGAGCCAAUGGAAGAGAAGCUCCUGGAGAUCCAAGGGAAAAUUGAAGCUGUGGAAAUGCACUUAACCAGGGAGCACAUGAAGCGCGUUUUAGGGGAAGUUUACCUGCACACCUGGAUCACUGAAAACACAAGCAUCCCCACCAGGGGACUCUGUAACUUCCUGAUGUCUGAUGAAGAGUAUGAUGACCGAACAGCACGGGUGCUGAUUGGACACAUCUCAAAGAAGAUGAACAAACAGACUUUCCCUGAGCACUGUAGUUUGUGUAAAGAGAUCUUGCCAUUCACAGAUCGCAAACAGGCAGUCUGCUCCAAUGGCCACAUUUGGCUCCGGUGCUUUUUAACCUACCAGUCCUGCCAGAGUCUGAUAUAUAGAAGGUGUUUGCUCCAUGACAGCAUUGCCCGUCAUCCAGCUCCGGACGAUCCUGACUGGAUUAAGAGGUUACUGCAAAGCCCCUGCCCUUUCUGCGAUUCUCCUGUCUUCUGAACGUCAGCCAUGGGGAGCUAGAAAGGGCACGUACUCUGUGUCAGAAAUUUCCCUCUGGCCUGAAGACAUAGGAUACGCUGGCUAAGCCUGGCCGUCAAGUGGGAAGGCCCUCUUCAGGAGUGUAAAUAGGGCCCUGGGACUCAUUCCUGACGUAUGGCCUCUGUCUCUGGGGACUAAAGGAUAGCUUUAAAAUGACUGAAUGCAGAGAUUAUAAGUCAUUUUGAGAGGAAUGCUAGCCCCCGCUUCUUACCCAGUGUGGAACACUUAUUUUUCAAGUGUUUGGACUGAAGCAAUUUGAACAAAAAGAAUGUUCUAUCAUUUAUGGGAACAGAAUAAUCUCUUCUAGAGAGUUGGGGUCAGGGCCUUGCUGGACCGGGUUAGGCUUUAAUACUUGCCUGAGUCUGGAACUGCCUUGUGGCUCCCCAGAGCUUACACUGCCUGGCACGUGUGUUCAGUGUGCCAGCAGAUCUGCAGAGUGUCUAAAACAACGCUUGGUCCUGAUACUUUGUUCUCGACAAAUAGCCACAGAUCUGUAUCCCACCAAUUCUUGUUUCUCCUGCAUACAGAAAACAUUUUCAUAAAACUGUUUUUAAGAGGUUGAGCCCAAGACUAAAAUUGGUUUUAAUGUGUCAGAAGAUCAGGUGAUUCUUAUAAGUAAAUGAUUGUGACUUAUUUUUUGAUGAGCUCCCACGUUAUCAUAUUUCCUGUCCUAACUCCUUAAUAUGUCCAGGAUAUCAGGUAUUGCCAUUCACCCAUGUCACUUCCCUGUGUCAGACUGUCAUGGCCCAGAUGAGAUAUUUAUACAUAGAAGAAAAAGAAUAUUUUCUCCUUAAAACUUUUAGUGUUUUUAAUGUUGACAUGUCCAGACAUUUCAUUUAUAUCCACCAAAAGAAUGUGCAGUCCAUCUAGAGACUUCAGAAAACUAGAAAGUGAUGGGCAGGCCAGACGUGCAGGUGCUUGUGCUCUGGUGCUACAGGUGUUGUGUGGCUUAGUUGAUGAGAGCCUGCGAAUUUCUUCAUAGCAAAGGUCCUUGAUAUUUAUAAUACCAGGUAUCUUCCUGUGGGCUGUUAUUAAGAGGAGAUAAUAGACAUUAAUUGGUCUUAAAAUCUAAAAAAUGGACAUUCGGGAAUUACAGUAUUCUUGGAUUGCAAAAAUAGCAUCCUAGGGAUUGGUGCUAAUCAACAGGACUGUGAUGCACGUGACUAGAAAUGGUGCAUACUGCUGGGGAGUAGGAUGGGAAAUACAAAAAAUGUGAAAUUCUCCUAUUACAUGUUGUCUAUUUUGCCUUUAUUCUGACAUUUAUUCCUGUCUUUGUUGGGAUUCCUCAUGAAAGACUUUUGUCCUUGCUUUAGAAACAUUUGCUAUUUGGACAAGACGCUCACAGACACACACGCUGCUGUGUUCUCACCCCCUCCACUCGCACACAUGGAGCUAAGAGCCCUUCAGAGGUGUCGCCAAACAGCUUGUCCUGAAAUGUCUUUUGUUUCCUAUUCAAAUUUUUUUGUUGUCUCCUGUGUUUAAUUCUGUAUUUGCUGGAGUCUUCUGCUUAUCUUUCUCAUCUUGGUAAUUUCAAGAAUACUGUUGAUCCAGAUUCUGGGUUCUGGCACAUUAAAUUGAUUUUCAAGAAAGAGAACCAGGCGGCAUUAAAAUCAUGAGUAACACAGCUUAGAGGUUGUGUGGUUGCACUCGCCUGUGCCUGUAGCUGUUUCACGUUACAGUAACUACAACAGUAAAAAUUGAGAUCAUGUCAAGGAAUUAUUGCAGUUUUCAUAAUCAUGGGAUGCUUAGUUUCACUUAUUUUUUGUUCCUAAUUAGGGUCCGUGUCUGAUUCGUUCAUAUUGGGGAAUUUUGUGCUGCUGCCAUUUAAAACUUACAUUAAGUUUUUAUUUAAAGCAGUUGUACAUUUUUGGGGGAAAUAUACCUCUUGGGAGGUAACUAAAAGGGUCUCCUGAAUUAUUUUUGUAUGUCUGUGUAGGAAUAAACACGGCAACUUUUUUACUAGAAUGUGGCUUCUCUCUGCAUGGGGCUAGGCCCAGUGGCAUUCUUCAGACUCGUUUUGAAACCCACCACCCACCACUGCAGUCUGAGUUUCUGCAUCCAGAGCAAGGAGGCCUCCCCCCUCCUCCCUCCUCCCAUCCCAACCCCCUCGUCCCUGGCAGCAUCACAAACACAGUCCGCUUCUGAUUUCACUAAGGGUCAGUGUACGUGGCAACAGAGUGCCAAUCAGUGGGACUUUGGAAAAGCAGGGGUGACACCCGGAAUCUUCCAGCUCAUUGCUUCUCCUGGCUUAAACUUGUCAUGCCCUCCACCCUUCCUAAAAUGCCUGAUCUGUUUAGUGGCUUUCAAGUUUAUCUCGGCUGUCACUGUAAAAACUAUUUCAGAAGUGGCAGCCGUGUUGCUGUGCUGCCCGGGAGUGCAGGCACAGAGAUUGUAUGCAGUUAGACCUUUACAGCUACAACACAAUUGCAUUCGGGGAGUCUGAUAGCCACACCUGUAUCACACUUUCUCUGCCUGGGGUUAAUUUGUCCCUAUUACUCCAGAUAAGAAAUUGAUAGCUUGUUAUGCUUGAUAUUCAUUCUGAAAUCCUCAUGUGUCCACCACCCAGACUUCAAGCGGUCUCUACCUACUAUUACAUCUGCCAAAACUACCAAUUAUUUUUCAGUGUCAGGAGUUAUUAGAACCACUGGCGAAGCUUGUGGUUGAGUGUGACAUCUUUCUGCUUCUAAGAAGUUUUUGGGAAUGUUAAUGUUGAAGCAUGCUGGUUGGACCUAUUUGCCAGUGUCAUGGGUUAAUUAGGUGAAAGGAAUGUUAAAGGUAAUAAUUAAAAAUUAAAAUAUUUUCUUUUGUAAUUACAAUGCUAUCAGCUAAGAAGCAGAAGUAGUUGGUUUUUAUGGUGCUUGUUAAGAGGAGCACAGAAAUGCUGGUUUUACACAACACCUGCUCCCCUGGCAGGUAGAGUUUAACUGCUUCAGAGUUUGGUGAAUUACUGCAACUCCUGGCAUGAAACCAGGAAUUACUGUCACCCAUCCUAGUCUGUAGGGUCUGUUCAACCUUCUUGCUCCUGACCCCUCCGCGCUUGCUUUUCCUUCCUGAUGAGGGCCUCUUGAUCUCCCUUGCUCUAGCUUUCUCAGCUUCAGGACAUGUCCAGAGCUUGCAGAUUUCAUGUUUGAAAGAGCAAUAAAUCAGUGAUAAGAUUUCUAAAAUUUAAAUCACACAGUAGGUCUCUACUAUCAUACACAGUGUUUUUUCUCUCUAAUGGUAAUUGUUAGUUGUUAACUUGGUAAACUAUAUCUGGUCUUCUUCGAAACUCUUAUUUCCCUGGCACAGUGCUCAGUAACUCUUGGCUGGCCUCUGGGGCUAGAACCUGUGAAAUUUUAGCUCAUUGUCACUACCCGCUGCCCUCCCCAAGCCAUCGUUGUUCCUGAUGAGCAAAAAUGCCUGUUAAGCCAGCCGACCUAAGUUUUUUAAGGGAAAGGUAGAUUCUGCCUUUUUUUUUUUAAGAGAUUAGGCAGCAAAAACAGCCAAUAGCUAGAGAAAUAAUGUCUUCAGUUAGCCCACCAUGGACUGCGGUGGACCUCCUCGUGGCUCUCGUGAUGGAUCAUUAAUAUACCUUGACACUUCUUUCCUGUGUGGGUGGAGUUUGAACAGUUCAGUGAGACUAUAGAGGGUUUUGAGUCUAACCUUUCCCCUCAAGGUUGUCUGUUUUAAAAAUGGCUUUAAAAGAUCUAACUGAAUUGUUUUCAUUUUCAUUAUUAGCAUAGUAUAGUAUCAAUCAACAGCUUCAAGCAGAGGAAGACUGUGUCUCAGGUCUCAUAGUUAUUAAACUUUGAACUGCUCUUUCUUGAAGCUAAAAAAAGAUCCUUGGAGUUAAGAUCUCCACAUCUGCUAACAGGAUGUCUGCUGUUUAAAAGGAUUACAGAGCAUGUGAAAUCUGACUGUCCUUAAAUUUGAAUUAGAUCAAAUUUAUGGAAUGUUAGAGUUGCUUCUAAUGAUUUAAAGUACUGUGGCAUCACUAUCCUGAUAAAAAAGCAGGGUUUUUCAGAAGAUUGGGAGCUCUUUCCCAAGGCACUGAUAUAAAUCAGUAUCAAGACUUGGAGCCAGGCUGAGCCUAGUAGACAGGAUGCAGCCUUCUAUCUGCAUAUGUACUUUGUUUUAGAACAGGGCUGUUCCUGAAAACUGCUGGGGAAACCAGUCAGUUUCAUGGAGAAAUAACUAUAACAACAUCCUAUAAAGAAGUUAGUCCAUUUGGUAUAUGACUAGCUCUCCCUCAACCUCUUUAUCUGAUUAGGUGAUUUCAGCUUUUCUUAUCUUGCAUUUUUUGAGUUAUACUGUGGUGGUGGUGGGGGGGGUGUUUUAAUAUAUAGUUCUAGUCAGCUUAUUCAAAACAGUAUUACAUGAAUUACCAACAUGGGGGUGCCAUUCAUUCCAGGCUUGGCAGGAAUUGAAAAAAAGGAAAGAUGAUGCUCUCCUGCUGGCGAUAAAGGUGUAGGCUAUCUAGGUGAAAUGUCAGUGGGUUGGGGAGAUUUAAAUUGCAGAACUCUAAAUCUUGUUGGUUUCUGCAGUAAAAAUUUGCUCGCCUCACCAUCAUGAAACUCUGUUACUUUCACAGAAAGAUCCUGUAAGGUGGUCAGAUGGACCAUGUAAGAGGUUGUGAUGGCUUCAAGACAUUUCAUAUUUUAUCAGUUUUAUAUUUGCCGAACAGGCUGGUGGGGUUUGGGGUGUUUUGUUUUUGGUACUAGUACAAAAUUAAAAGCAAAAAUGGAUUAUUAGGUCUUUUUCAAGACCUUGACUCAGAUUUGUACUUUACUGUAUGAAAGGAACAUGAAUAUCAAACCUGUUGAUACAGAAAUAAGACUGUAUAGAGAAAUAAGUCUGUGUUGUGUACAGUGAUAUUUUAUGUUUACCCAAUGCCUGUGCUAAUCUUUGUGCUCUGCUUUGAAUUCUAUGUAUGUUUACAUAGGACAUUUUUUUAAAUAAAAAGAACGGGCGUCUAAAAACCUAAGGUUAUAGAAAGGAGAUAUUUUCUUAAUUCUUACCAUCUGACUAGGUGAUGUGUUCUAGACUUUUGGUGUUUAAAUAAAACUUUUUAAGAAUAAGAACAGCUUUUGCUUGGUAUACCCCGCAUCCAGAAAAUUGGCUGCUUCUCUGCAUUGUAUAUACAUACAUAGUGUUCAUUAUUAGAUUGUAAGCUCCUCAUGGGCAGGAACUGUCUGCUUCAUCUUGGGCGUUCCUGCAGCACCUAAUAUAAAGUGCCUUGCACGGAGUAGGUGCUCCUGAUUUGUAGAAUGAGUAACUUCCUGCCAGCUUUAAGAUGGAAGCACGGUUCCCUUUUUCCAGUGCGUUCGAAACCACAAAGACUUAAGGACCCGAGGAAGGCCAGAGUCCUUCUUGGGUUUGAACAGAUAUCCCAGGCUGAACCAGACCAUGCUGUAUCUUUAGCACUAUUUAGCCUUCUUUUUCUGAAGAUCACCCACCAGUGUUCUGAGCUUUUAUUUCAUACUAGGGCAAAGGUUGCUGGGGCAAGUUUGAAAUGGAGAAGAUUAUAGAAAAAAUGAAAUGGAGAUUUUGGAGGGUAUGUGUGUGUGUCAGUACACAGCCCUGUGGGGCAGUCUUACUUCAGUUACCACUAAAGAGGAAGGUAACAGGUACUCGGCUGCUUUGCCACUUAGCUGGUUGGCCAGUUUUCAAGUUAAUGAAAGAUCAUUGGCUUUUAGCUUUUCCCCAUUUUGGAUGCCCUUCAAUUACUCAUAUGAUUCUAGUGUUCAGAGUCUAAUCAAGUUGCUGUGAAUACCCAGUGCCGGUUCUGUAAAUGUGGAGUAACCUCGAAUAUGUUGUGUUUUGUAUGCAGAGCCACUAGUAUUCUCUUGGCCACUUUUUUAUUCAAAAUAAAUAAAUAACAGAAUUAUUUGUA
Messenger RNA from Canis lupus familiaris (dog), 8395 nucleotides. RefSeq names its product general transcription factor IIIC subunit 4 (gene GTF3C4). Gene Ontology annotation, cellular component: transcription factor TFIIIC complex. Lineage: Eukaryota; Metazoa; Chordata; Mammalia; Carnivora; Canidae. The coding region runs from base 16 to 2484 and encodes 822 amino acids. The record is from RefSeq and is a predicted model, not a curated record. The transcript is spliced from 5 exons. Gene Ontology annotation, molecular function: histone acetyltransferase activity; protein binding. Gene Ontology annotation, biological process: transcription initiation at RNA polymerase III promoter.